This is a messenger RNA of Mizuhopecten yessoensis (Yesso scallop), 864 nucleotides long. RefSeq names its product extensin-like. The transcript has a single exon. Lineage: Eukaryota; Metazoa; Mollusca; Bivalvia; Pectinida; Pectinidae. The coding region runs from base 1 to 864 and encodes 287 amino acids. The record is from RefSeq and is a predicted model, not a curated record.
AUGCUACUCCACACCUCACACACCAAACCCCCCGGUCAUGCUACUCCACCCCUGACACACCAGACCCCGCGGUAUUCUACUCUACCACUCACACACCAGAUCCCGCUGUUUUGUUACCCCACCCCUACCACCAGACCCCGCGGUCAUGCUACUCCCCCCCCGCUGUUAUUACACCAGACUCCGCGGUCAUGCUCCUCUCCCCCUCACACACCAGACUCCGCGGUCAUUCUACUCUACCCCUCACACACCAGCCCCCGCGGUCAUGCUACUCUACCCCUCCCACACAAGACCCCGCGGGCAUGCUACUCUCCCCCUCAAACACCAGACCCCGCGGUCAUGCUACUCUAUCCCUCACACACCAGACCCCGCGGUCAUUCUACUCUACCCCUCACACACCAGCCCCCGCUGUUUUGUUACCCCACCCCUAACACCAGCCCCCGCGGUCAUGCUACUCUACCCCCCAAACACCAGACCCCGCGGUCAUGCUACUCUAUCCCUCACACACCAGACCCCGCGGUCAUUCUACUCUACCCCUCACACACCAGACUCCGCGAUCAUGCUACUCUACCCCUCACACACCAGACUCCGCGGUCAUUCUACUCCACCCCUAACACCAGACCCCGUGGUCAUGCUACUCUAUCCCUCACACACCAGACCCUGCUGUUAUGUUACUCCACCCCUAACACAAGACCCCGCGGUCAUGCUACUCUACCCCUCAAACACCAGACCCCGCGGUCAUGCUACUCUACCCCUCACACACCAGACUACGCGGUCAUGCUACUCUACUCCUCACACACCAGACCCCGCGGUAAUGCUACUCUACCACUCACACCAGACCCCGCUGUUAUAUUACUCCACCCCUGA